Molecule: messenger RNA, 495 nt
Organism: Rangifer tarandus platyrhynchus (Svalbard reindeer)
Lineage: Eukaryota; Metazoa; Chordata; Mammalia; Artiodactyla; Cervidae
Source: the annotation of a GenBank genome assembly
AUGACAUCAUCCCACCUGAUCUCAGGUGCCUCAUGUAACCAUGACAUCAUCCCACCUGAUCUCGGGUGCCUCAGCACUGUGAUUUGCAUUCUAGUGUUGAAGAAACCGUUGCGAGAUCAGGAGAAUGAGCAGAGGCUCCGAGCGGGGUUUUGGCCGCAGGAAUGGGGCCCUGACUCCUGCGGGGACAGAGCAGCCGCGGCGGUGGCCAGCUGGCAGGGAGGGCACCCGAGACAAACUCUGCCUGGUUCACCGCGGGCGGAAGGCCGGACCUGGUAUUGUCUGCGCCUGUGGCCUUUGGACCCGGUGUUUACGACAGACGGGCCGGGCCUGCCUGUAGUGGUCACCGUCCUUCUGCGGGCUCGCUGCUCUGCUGCUGCGGCCGUGUCCCCCUCAGCUACCGGCCUCGCGCUCCAGGGCUCCCAGGUUGGGCUCACUUAUGGCCAUCCUUCCUCCUCCCUGCCGGGUCAUGACCCCUCGAGCCCCAGUGCUGGAUGA